Trichechus manatus latirostris (Florida manatee) is the source of this 1285-nucleotide messenger RNA. Its product is annotated as olfactory receptor 2A1/2A42-like. Lineage: Eukaryota; Metazoa; Chordata; Mammalia; Sirenia; Trichechidae. Gene Ontology annotation, biological process: G protein-coupled receptor signaling pathway; detection of chemical stimulus involved in sensory perception of smell. The transcript has a single exon. Gene Ontology annotation, cellular component: plasma membrane. The record is from RefSeq and is a predicted model, not a curated record. Bases 40 to 972 code for a protein of 310 amino acids. Gene Ontology annotation, molecular function: G protein-coupled receptor activity; olfactory receptor activity.
UGUGUAACAGAGCUAUCUGAUUGUCUCUUUCACAGGGAAAUGGGGGAAAAUCAGACAUCAGUCACAGAGUUCGUCCUACUAGGAUUUCGUCUUGGCCCAACAGUUCAGAUGCUCCUCAUUGGGCCCUUUUCCCUGUCUUAUGCCUUCACCCUUCUGGGUAACGGGGCCAUCCUGGGGCUCAUCUCACUGGAUGCCAGACUGCACACCCCCAUGUACUUCUUCCUCUCCCACCUGGCCAUUGUCGACAUAGCCUAUGCCUGCAACACGGUGCCCCAGAUGCUGGUGAAUCUCCUGAGUCCCACCACACCCAUCUCCUUUGCUGGCUGCAUCACACAGACCUUUCUCUUUAUGGCCUUCGCCCACACAGAAUGUCUUCUCCUGGUGGUCAUGUCCUUUGAUCGUUAUGUGGCCAUCUGCCACCCUCUCCAGUACUCUGCCAUCAUAAGCUGGAAGCUCUGCAUCACCCUGGCUGUCAUUGCCUGGGCAUAUGGCUCCUUCCUAGCUCUGGUCCAUGUGGUCCUUCUCCUGAGGCUGCCCUUCUGUGGGCCUCAUGAGAUCAACCAAUUAUUCUGUGAAAUCCUGUCUGUCCUGAGGCUGGCCUGUGCAGACACCCGGCUCAACGUCAUGGUCAUCUUUGCAGACUGUGUGUUUGUCUUAGUGGCGGCUCUGUGCCUGGUGCUGGUCUCCUACACUCGCAUCCUCUUUGCCAUCCUGAGUAUCCAGUCCAGGGAGGGCCGCACAAAGGCCUUCUUCACCUGCUCCUCCCACCUCUGCGUGGUCGGGCUCUUCUUUGGCAGCGCUAUUGUCACAUAUAUGGCUCCCAAAUCCAGCCACCCUGAGGAGCAGCAGAAGGUCCUUUUCCUGUUUUACAGCAUUUUCAACCCAGUGCUGAACCCCCUGAUCUACAGCCUGAGGAACGCAGAGGUGAAGGGUGCCUUGCGGAGAGUGCUAUGCAAGGAGAGUCAGUCCUGACUGGGGUGACCCCUGGAUCAUCAGCCCAUGUAGGUCCAUGGUCUGGAAGCUGAUGACUGCCUAAAUCAGGACAAGUUCACUUCUCUCCCGUGUCUGUGUUUUAAUAACUGAGAGCAUGCCUAACCUCUUCCUUUGCAGAAAAUUUUUAACUUUCUUGCAUUUGACUGUCAGAUAUGAUUUUAUUGAAUAUAAUUUUUUUCUUUGAUUGCUCAUUGAGAUGAGUAUUUAUAACAUUAAAAGUUAUUUUAAUUCACUUUUCUGCGUCCUAAAAGUUGAAUAUAGGCUAUCUCCCUAAUCUGGCUGUGCAAACUCA